AUGAAUCCAGUGGAAGACCACACCUUUCGAGGUGCCUUUUGGUAUAAGGAAUACACGGAACUCCCCUUUGGCCGCCAGAGGCUUCGGGGCUUCGUGAGGGUCGCCGUCCGUCGUAUCAAGAAUGAGGAAGGUGACUUUUGUCAAAUCGUCACCAGGGAACUCAUCAAAUACGUCCGUGUUCCACUCUCGAAUGUCGACCUUAAACUUGCCCGUCUUGGAAAGAUGUCCUCUUCACGUCUUGGAAACCACUCGGACGGCAAGAUCUCUUCCGCGUUGGGAUCGAGCUGUAAGCUGAGGUGCGGCGCGUUGUCAUUGCUCUUUUUGGAGAGCUUUUUUGCGCAAACGGGGCAGCGUAUCUCUGGUUUUGUCAUGGUGAUGUGCUUGAGAGCCAGGAGCGUGGAUCGUGGAACGGGGGCGUGGAGUGUGGAGCAGGAGCUGGGAGCAGGAGCUGGGAGCAGGAGCUGGGAGCUGGGAGCAGGAGCUGGGAGCUGGGAGCUGGGAGCAGGAGCUGGGAGCAGGAGCUGGGAGCUGGGAGCAGGAGCUGGGAGCUGGGAGCAGGAGCUGGGAGCUGGGAGCUGA
Molecule: messenger RNA, 579 nt
Organism: Pyricularia grisea
Lineage: Eukaryota; Fungi; Ascomycota; Sordariomycetes; Magnaporthales; Pyriculariaceae
Exons: 4
Coding region: 1-579 (192 amino acids)
Source: RefSeq, a predicted model, not a curated record